CCGAUUUGCGUGAUUAAAUGGAUUGGGUUUCUACUACUAAACACUAGACUAGCUUAACUCUACUAUGACUGUAGGACUUCGAGGCUAAACAUGGCAGCUCUUUCUCUCGCAUUCACUUCUUCAUCUUUACUCAACCAAAACCCUCAAUUCCGACCUCCCAAACCAUUCCUUUCCUCUUGUCUGUCUUUUGUCGCAGGGUGCACCUCUAAGGCUAGGGCUUUCACUGCCUUGGCGGCGCCGGUGGAUGAAGAAACGGUGGAGGAAGAAACAUGGAAGCAGCCAAGACCCACCGAAGUCUACGUCUGCAACCUUCCAAGAAGCUGUGACACAGAACAACUGCUUCAUAUCUUCAACCCUCACGGAACUGUUCUGUCUGCAGAGAUUUGCCGGAGUGAGGAGACGGGUGAAAGUAGAGGGAGUGCUUAUGUCACAAUGGCAUCUAUUAACUCCGCAAAGAAUGCAAUUGCUGCAUUGGAUGGAUCGGAUGUUGGUGGGCGCGAAAUGCGGGUUAGAUUUUCUGCUGAGAUGAAUCCUAACAGGAGGAAUCUUGAUACAAUGAACUCAUCACCCAAGAGAGUUAUAUACUAUGAAGGUCCUCAUAAGUUGUAUGUUGGGAAUCUUUCCAAGGCUGCUAGGCCUGAAGACUUGAGACAACUUUUCGGUAGAUUUGGUAACGUGGCUAGUGUAAGGGUGUUGCAUGAUUUGAGACAAGGGAAGCGCAGGUUCUAUGCGUUUGUCUCUUAUCUUUCAGAGAGAGAACGUGAUACAGCAAUGUCCCUCAACGGAACAGAGUUUUGUGGCCGUACGCUAGUGAUUAGAGAGGGUGUAGAGAGAGAGGACUGAGAUCUAACUAGAUGCGCAGAUUUUUUUGUAGGGAUUGCUGCAAUUUUGGCUGUCUUGGGAGGAAGCUCUCUGUUGUGGUGGUAUGUAUAACUGAGAUUGAUGCGAGAACCUUCCUGAACUAGAAAAUGCCAUCAAGAGAGUUGACCAACUGUGAGAAUUCCAUCAAAAUCUGGAUUUGUACACUUAGUUGUAUUUCAAAUUGCUGUCAGCAGUAUCUAUCUGUAUUUGAAAGUUGAAAAACAUGAUUUUGUGAGUGACAACAAAAUAUUCAACUUGAGGUUAAGAAUGUCGGUCCGAUAAGGAACUUCUUUUAA
This is a messenger RNA of Cajanus cajan (pigeon pea), 1157 nucleotides long. Its product is annotated as RNA-binding (RRM/RBD/RNP motifs) family protein. Gene Ontology annotation, cellular component: chloroplast thylakoid membrane. Lineage: Eukaryota; Viridiplantae; Streptophyta; Magnoliopsida; Fabales; Fabaceae. The record is from RefSeq and is a predicted model, not a curated record. Gene Ontology annotation, biological process: chloroplast rRNA processing. Gene Ontology annotation, molecular function: mRNA binding.